Stylonychia lemnae is the source of this 2439-nucleotide messenger RNA. Lineage: Eukaryota; Ciliophora; Spirotrichea; Sporadotrichida; Oxytrichidae. The record is from the annotation of a GenBank genome assembly.
AUGAAUGUUCCUGAUCGAAUCAAUACAGAUAACAUCAAAAUAGCUUAGAAAUCUAAAAAUUCUCUAAUAACUAAGGCAGAUGAGUACUUCCAGAAGAAAGUGCCAUUGGUUGAUGUAAUGAAUUCAAUAAAGGAGUUGAAAGAUAUGACACCACUAAUGAACAAGCUAGAACUUAAAAUUGCCAUUUAAGAGGAUAAAAUAACUGAUCUAAUGGUACUGUUAAACGAAAGGUAAUUUCAAAAUGUAGAUGUUGAAUCAAAGUUGAAAGUAUUUUAAGAAGACAAUGAGAAGAGAUUAAGAGAAAUUAUAAAACAUUAGGAAGAGAGAAUCAAGGAUUUUAUCAAUAAGAAGGCAGAUAUCCAGGAUCUCUAGGAUCUACUCAGCACAAAGGCUUCAAAAGUUGAUUAUGGAGAGCUAUAUAAGAAGUAUUCAUAAAUCUAUAUUGGUCUUGAGCCAUUAAUAGUCAAUCAAGACAUAUUGAGAAAUUUAGUUAAGAAAAUUCAAGACUCAGAUUCAACACCAGAUGUUUAACAACAGAUCUCUGAUCUUUAUCGAAAUUUUUCAAGACUUGAAGCAACCAUUGAUAAUAGAGAUAAGCUGAACUAAGAAUUUAAAGCAAUCAAAAAGGAGUUUAAGAUACUGAGUAAAUAGGUAUAAAUGCUAUAUGAAGAGCAUAUUUAUAGCGUAGAUGGAGACGAUUCUGAAUAAGAAAUAGAAAAAAAGAAGAGGAAAACUGAAAAAAUUUAGCAGUUAAAGUAACUAGCUUUAAAUGCUGGUAAUAAGGAUUAGGAUGGAGAGGAUGAUGAUUCAGACAUGUCUGAUAGAUCAAACUCUAAUGAUUCUACCAAGGGUCCUUAAGCAAAGCCUCCAUCAGAGUAAUAAAUUCUUCAAAAUAGAGCUUAGUACAUGAACCUAUAUGGAUUUUCAAAGUAGUUUCUUGAUCAGUAAAAAGUAUUAUAGGAAUACACUGCUGAUAAAGUAUUUCGAUAUCAUUAGCUACAAAUAAAUGAGGUUUGUGAUUAUAUUAAAAAAGAGGUGGAAAAGCUUAAAUCUAAUGAGAAACUAAUGAAUUUCGUCAAUUAAUUUAAGUCAGAAUUUAUGUCAAAUAAGGAUUAAAUUUCAAGCAAAAUUAAGCACAUAGAAGAUUCAAAUAACUAUCUAAACGGCUAAGUAAGCUAGAUAAAUAACACAAUAAAAAAUGAACUUUUGGAUCAGAAGAAAAUUCACAUGAGAUUUAAAGACUUUAAUAUUAGACUAGAUAACAUUCUUACUAUUUUUGAUGAAAACAAUGAUAAAUCAUCUAAAACCCAUGAAGAUAGAUUGAAGCGUAUUGUAAAUCUAGAAGCUGAUGUUCACUAACUUAAAUCUAUUACUAAUUUUUUAAGAUCUCAAAAGAGAGAAUUAGAUAUGAUGAUUAAAAAUCAAGUAAAUCCAAUUAAGCAGGCUAAAUAUUUAUAUGAAGAGAGCAGAAAUAAAUUAUCAAGUGAUAUUAGUAGGUUGGAGUAAAAGUUACAGUCAAACACUACUUUUAUUGCUAAUGAGUUAGAGAAUAUUAAAGAUCCAAUUUAAAAUUAGAUUAAUGAUAUCAAGCAGGAGAAGAAUGUGAUUAUAAGAGAACUCAAAAAGGUUUAUAGAGAUAAUAGAGACUUAGAAUUUGAGAACAGAUUUCUGAAGGAGGCAGAAAGCCAAAUCGUUUAAAGCUAAAGCAAAAUAAUAAAUCUUCUUAACAUGACUGUUUAAUCUUAGAACUCACUAUCAAGAGAAAGGGUACAAUCUAGAAAAUCUGAGAGUAGACAAAGACUUAACUAAAAUCAGACAAGCACUACACUUGAAGGUGCAGUGAAUCAAUAAUCAUUCGAUGUUGGUACAAAGUCACAUGAGAGAAGUUAACUUUCAGUGUCCCCAAUGACAGCAGGCACAUUUUAAGCUAUUGGAAUAAAUAUUGAAAAUAUGAGGGACAAAUUAAUAAGACCCAGUACAUCUGUUGGCAAAUAAGGAUAGAGGACGAAAUUUAGAAAUUAACGAAGGAAUUUAACAAAGAAUCAAGAUUAUCAUAAAAGUCAAAUGAAAUUGAACUAGAACUCUAUCCAUAAAUCAGACAGGAACAAUCUUAAUUUUUCUAAUUUAAGCAAAGGAGUAAACACAUAAAAGAAUGAGGUAACAUAUUCAAGUAUUGAUUAUCAUUUAGCGUUACAUUAAAAUCGAUUAGUAUUUCACUUAAGAUAGCAGAAAUCUAGGGAAUAAUACAAAAGAAGAUAAUUAAUAUUCUAGCUUUGUGAAUACAGACUUAGGUUUUAAUGCUACUGGCUAAUCACCAUUGCUGGAUACAAGUAUGAAAAAAAUGAAUAAAACUCAAGUAAAUUAUUCGGUGAGCAAUAAUGCAGCUUCAAAUUUGGAACAACAAAGCGUAUCACAAGAUAAAUACAAAGCACACAAUGA